This is a messenger RNA of Kalmanozyma brasiliensis GHG001, 3174 nucleotides long. RefSeq names its product CCAAT-binding factor. The record is from RefSeq and is a predicted model, not a curated record. NCBI's taxonomy places the organism in Eukaryota, Fungi, Basidiomycota, Ustilaginomycetes, Ustilaginales. Gene Ontology annotation, molecular function: chromatin binding. Gene Ontology annotation, biological process: DNA replication initiation. Gene Ontology annotation, cellular component: nucleolus. The transcript has a single exon. The coding region runs from base 1 to 3174 and encodes 1057 amino acids.
AUGCCGCCGAAACGCAAAGCCGGCCCCUCCUCGGCGGGCAGCAGCAAGCCCGCUGCCAAAAAGCCGUCCAAGGGCAGACAGCAGCAGCAACCCCGUCGACCCAAGCUCGCCCAGCAGCUCGACAUGUACAUCCGCCGUUCUGACGACGAAGAGUCAGACGACGAGCCUGCACCAUCCACAUCCAAAGCGAAGAUCAGCACCAAUGCGGUAGCGCAAGAGCCGGACUACGAGCCAGAAUCGGACGAAGCAUCGCACGUCUCUUCCUCCGGCGAAGAGGACAGCGAAGACGAAGACGACGGAGCUGUCAAGGUCAAGACGGUCUCAGCGGCCAAUUUGUCCUUCCUCUCGGGGCUGGAUCGGGAUAAGGCGAUCAAUCUGUCGCAGAAGGAUGCAAAGCAAAAGUCGAAAGAGCUAAAGCGAUCGGACAGGAAAGAAUUCGAGGAGACGAGGAGGCAGGUCGCUGCCGACAAGAAAGCCAAGCUCGUAGCGCCGCCUUCCGAGGACGAGAACGACGAUGAGGACGACUUUUCGGACGACAGCCUGGAAGAGGAGGAGGAGGAGGUCGAGCUUGGGCGCAAGGGCGAGAAGCAGAACUAUCAGGAGUACAGCGACGUUUCCGAAGGUGAAGAGGUGGACGCUUCGUCGGACGAGGAGCCUGCCGCGCCGAUCAAGGUUACCAGCAAGAACACGAAGAAGGCGACAGCGGACGACGGGGACGCGGAAGCAAGCUACCUGGCCAGGUUGGGCAAGAGAAAAGCGAGAGAGCAAUACGAGGAUGAGCAGGAGCGCAAGAAGCGCGUCAACGCCAAGCUGCCCGUUCGCAAGCUUGACGGCGACGUAUCCGACGAGCCUGACAGCAGUGAUGAGGAUCUUGAUGACCUCGAUGACGAUGACAAGGACGAAGGGAUGGAUGACGACGAUGAUGCGGAAGACUACAGGCAAGACAGCGAGCCAGAAGGCCUCCUUUCCUCCGAUGAAGAUGUCCACCCAGCCUCCAGUCGAGCCAUCCACGCUCCUCUCCCGCGCGCCGCCCGGCCCACCGACGACUCGGACGACGAGCCCUCCGCCACCACCUCCGCCCCUACUGCCCCACUCUCAUCCAUCACCCAUUCCUCGCGCUUCAACCUCACCGCACCGUACGAGAUCCUCCUUACCUCGCAUACCUGCCGUCUUCCACCCACCCCACCUACCAGCAACCGCAAAGCGACCCUCGCAUACAGGACCACCCUCGCCAACGCACAAAAGCAGACGCUCCUUCUGGCGCGCAACCAGAUCGCCUCGUUGGCCUCUCAGAUCGUCGCCGACCCGGAAGUCAACCUCGGUCUCCUCCGUCGUCUCGCGGUCUUUGCAGCACCAACUAUCUCUGCGCCACCGGAAAAGAUCCCCGAGAUUCGCGCGGAGCAAGCCGAGGCCAAAGCUGCUGGCAACGCCGCAGCUGCUCGACCAGUUAAGGUGGAAGUGGCACCGGCAAUUCGGCAGCUAGCAAUGCUAUCGAUGCUUGCUGUGUUCGUCGACAUCCUGCCCGGGUACAGGAUCAGGAGUCUGAGUGAGAAGGAGCAGGAGGAGAAGGUGGGGCAGGACGUAGCUCGCAGACGAGAGUUCGAAGCUGGGCUGGUGGGCGUCUAUCGAGAAUUCCUCGAGCUGUGCGAGGCCGAGCUCAAAGCUGCUUCCGCCCUUCUUGCUGGUCAGGAACCUGAAAAGGGGAAGAAGAAGCCCGCGCCAGGCGUCGGGAAGCUCGAAAAGCCCGCUGUGAAGGUGUUCACUACCCUCGCUACGCGGGCGGUGCACUUCAACUUCCGCACCAACAUCCUCGGUGUUGUCGUUGCGCGCAUGUCACGACGUCAGUGGGGGCCCGACGAGGAGGCGUGUUUCGAAGCCAUCCAAUCUGUCAUCUUGUCGGAUCUGACGGGCGAGGUGUCGCUAGAGGUCGUCCGAUUGGUGCACCGCAUGACCAAGGAGCGGCGGUACAAGGUCAACUCGCGCGUGCUCGAUCUGCUGUUGUCUCUGCGACUGCGCGACGAGCUCGGCAAUAAGCGGUCCUCGACUACCGCUUCGACCGACCCAGAAGCGGAAGCGGCCAAGGAGCGGGCGGAUUACGAGGCGCGCCGAGCCCUGAUGAAAGCACGCGAAGGCAAGAAGGGCGGCGGUAAAGGGGCCAAGUCCAAAGACGUACGCAAGGGGCUUGCGACGCAUCUCAGUAAGAAACAGGUCAAGAAGCAGAAGGAGCUCAAGGCGAUCGAGGACGAGAUGAAGGAGGCUGAAGCCACUGUUGACCUCGAGGAAAGAGAGAGGAACCAGACCGAGACGUUGAAGUUGGUCUUUGUGCUUUACUUCACCGUGCUGAAGCGCGAGGUGGGAAGUGUUGGGUUGGGCGUGUUGGAGAGCACGUUGCGCGGAUUGAGCAUGUACGCUCACCGGGUCAACGUGGACUUCUUCCGAGACCUGCUCGCGGUCUUGCGUCAGCAUGUGGCUAUCAAUGCGCGUCUGCUCGAGGAAGCCGACCAGGCCGGGCUGGCGCCCACGGAGGAAGACUCAGACUCCGAAGCCGAAGGCGACGAAGGCGACAACGUCCUUCUCGACCAAACCACCCUCACCCGCACGCUGCGCCACAUCAUCCUCGCACUCAAAACCACCUUCGAUCUCUUCCUUGGCCAGGUGGAGGGUACGUUGCUCAAUCUCGACCUCACGGACCUCCUCUCGCACUUCUACUACGUGCUCUUCUACCUGCCCUUCGUCAACGAGUCGCACCUGAUCGCUGGGGCGAAUGUGGUGGAUCUGGCGCUGGACACGCUCCAUGCGAUCCUGAUUCGAUCCCGCACGCGAUUCGCGCCGACGAUUCUCGCUGCGUUCGCGAAGCGACUGGCCAUCAUCUCGUUGCAUUUGCCCGCGACGAGCGCGUCAGGACCGAGGAAGGUGCUGGGCUUGAUCUCGCAUUUGCUCACUAAGCAGAGCACGAGCGCGUCUGCAGACAGCCAGCUCGCGCUGCUCGACCUCGAGGAUCGCAGCAGGAACGGAUCCUACCAGGCAACAGGCAAGAACCUCAACACGAGCGCGGUGCUCGAGAGCGGCCAGACGAUCCUGUGGGAGCUGUCGAUGCUGACCAAGAUGUCGAACGAGGAGGUGAGCGCCGAGGCCGAGCGCGUGUGGGCUUUGAAGGAUUCCAACCAGUCCUGA